CAUUUGUCUCGCAGGUCUCUGUCAGGGGAUUGCUCGUCUCCAACAUGCUUCUUCUCCUCCUGGUUCUCGCGACUGCAGUUAGCCUGCUGCCAGGUGUGACUGCCCAAUUCGAACGGACAUUGGACAUCACCGAGUGUCCCGUCAAGUUUUACGGAACGAAUUACACCACGCUGUUUGUGAACAUCACGAACGGUCGAGCCGCGCUCUGCUUCAAGGCCCCUUACGUCGAUGGGGAACCAAACGACUGUCUGAUUAUUAAUCGAACAGAGGCGGACCGAGAAGUGUUUUACUCCCCAAACACCACUACUUGUGACUCCCAAGGAAACUUCAUUCAUUGUAACGCAACAGCACACCUCCACGCCGUCCCUCAAAUAAACGACUACUGUGUGCAAGGUGCCAUCUGCACUGUGACUGGCUCCACAAUCAUCGAUUACUCGGACAACUCCACCUCCGUGGACGAUCGCUGCGCCUACACUUUGUUCUCCAAUUCAAGCGUCCACGUGGUGGGCGUUUUCAAGGAACGUCGUCGAAAAGACGUCAUGUUUUUGGACCGUGUCGUCAUGGAGCUGCUGGACUAUGACUACGUCAUUCAACUGGGACCAGGUGUGAAGGUUCUGGUGAACAACACCUAUGUGAACAUCAGCAGUGUGUUUGAAGAACAUGAAGGUUUGGACCUCCACCAGGACCAGACUGGAGUCACAGUCACCAUUUAUCAGUCUGACUACAACAUUACUGUCUUCUUUAACGGAGACACAGCUCAGAUCCUCCUAACACAUCCAUGGAUGUUGGCAGGUAGGUUUCUCCUCAUUUCCAGCUUUGAGGGCCUGAUUUACUAA
Entelurus aequoreus (snake pipefish) is the source of this 836-nucleotide messenger RNA. RefSeq lists its product as uncharacterized. The coding region runs from base 45 to 836 and encodes 263 amino acids. The transcript has 6 exons. NCBI's taxonomy places the organism in Eukaryota, Metazoa, Chordata, Actinopteri, Syngnathiformes, Syngnathidae. The record is from RefSeq and is a predicted model, not a curated record.